AUGCAAGGCUCCAGCUUAACCAAUGAAAAGUACAAUGGUGAGUUUCCUCCUUUCCAAACAGACUGGGAGCAGUGUCUUGCACCUCAUCAAAAUUGUCUCAUUGCAGAACAACUGGACUAUGAUCAAGUGGAGAUGGCAGAAAUGGCAGCAACAAUGAAGGACCAGAUGAAUGCAGAACAGAGUGCUGCUUUUGAAGAGAUCACCCAACAUGCAGGUGAUGGACAGACCUUCUGGCUUCAAGGCCCUGGGGGGACAGGGAAGACAUUUGUCUACAAGGCACUCUGUGCAGAGCUGUGCUCACAGGGAAAGAUUGUUCUCUGUGUAGCCUCCUCAGGUAUUGCAGCUUUGCUCCUCCCAGGUGGCUGCAUGGCACAC
Messenger RNA from Dacryopinax primogenitus, 375 nucleotides. RefSeq lists its product as uncharacterized. The annotation marks the transcript as partial. The transcript has a single exon. Gene Ontology annotation, molecular function: DNA helicase activity. The record is from RefSeq and is a predicted model, not a curated record. Lineage: Eukaryota; Fungi; Basidiomycota; Dacrymycetes; Dacrymycetales; Dacrymycetaceae. Gene Ontology annotation, biological process: DNA repair; telomere maintenance.